AUGGCAGGACGAGCUGCUGGUCAACGUGGUGAUAAUGGUUGGGGUGAAUGGGGUGGUUAUAUGGCUGCAAAAAAACGUAAAUUAGAAGAACAAUUUGAUAAAGAUUGUAUGAAUAAUGUUCAACAACAUGAACGUAAAAGUAAUAUAUUUCAUGGAAUUUCAAUAUUUGUCGAUGGACAUACAGAACCACCAGCUGAUGAAUUAAAAAAAUUAAUGAUGGAACAUGGUGGUGCUUAUCAUGCAUAUUAUUCAAAAGAUAAAGUUACUUAUUUUAUAUCAAAUAAUUUACCAUAUGCAAAAAUACGUAAACUUAAACCGAAUGACAAAGUUGUUAAUUCACAAUGGAUUAUCGAUUGUAUAAAACAAAAUAAACUUUUAUCAACACAUGAUUAUGAAAUGUAUAAAGAUAAAACAAAAUCACGUGGUCAAACUGAACUUAAUUUUAAACGUAUGGAACCAAUGAAACUAAUAACAUCAGAUUUUAAUGUUCCAAAUAGUGAUGAUGAAGAAAAUAAUUCUCUUGAAAAAACAUCAUCAUCAUCAUCAGAAACUGAAGAAAUUCAAGAUGAAGAUGAUGAUCAUUUAUCAGUACUUGAUGCAAAACAUCCAAAAUUUUUAGAAACAUUUCUUAAACGUUCACGUUUACAUUAUUUAUCAUCGACAGCUGUUGCAAAAAAAGUUUAUGUACAAGAUUUACGUCAAAAAACUGAACAUCGUCUUUUAAUUGAUAAACGACGUGAAGAAUUAAAAAAUAAACUUCAACGAACUGAACGUGAUUAUUUAUUUAAAUUAAAUGAUGAAAAAAAAGAUAAAAUUUAUAUGCAUAUUGAUAUGGAUUGUUUUUUUGUAUCUGUUGCAACAAGAAAUCAACCCGAAUUACGAGAUCAACCUAUUGCUAUUACUCAUUCAAAAGGAAAUAAAUCUACUACAUCUAAUGAACAUCAAUUUUUUUCUCGAUCAGAAAUUUCAUCUUGUAAUUAUGCUGCACGACAAUAUGGUAUUCGAAAUGGAAUGUAUUUAGGUAAAGCACAAGAGUUAUGUCGAAAUCAUCAAGCUAAACUUCUUUGUUUACCAUAUGAUUAUGAAGGUUUUCAUAUUAUAUCCGAUCUUUUUUAUAAUACAGUACUUAAUUAUACACUUGAUGUUGAAGCUGUAUCAUGUGAUGAAAUGUAUGUUGAUUUAACUGAAUUAAUUAUUUAUUUAAAACCACUUCAUCCAUUAACAUUUGUUUCAUUAUUACGUGAAGAAAUUCAAUUAAAUACAAAAUGUCCAUGUUCAGCUGGACUUGCAUCAAAUAUGCUUUUAGCACGUUUAGCAACUCGACAAGCUAAACCAAAUGGACAAUAUUAUGUUGAAAAAGGUUAUGAACAAGAAUUUAUAUCUAAACAAAAAAUUCUUGAUUUACCUGGUAUUGGUUUAUCAUUAUUAGAUAAAUUACAACAAAAUUAUUCACAUCAUACAAUUGAAACAUGUAAACAAGUACAAAAUUUAUUUUCACUUGAACAAUUAAAAACAAUUUUGGGUAAAAAACAAGGACAAACUAUAUAUGAUAUGUCACGAGGUAUUGAUAUGAGAACACUUUCAAAAGAUUAUUUACCUAAAUCAAUAUCAAUUGAUGUUAAUUAUGGUAUAAGAUUUCAAACAUUUGAUGAAUUAACAUUAUUUAUUAAACAAUUAUCAUUAGAAUUACAUAAACGUUUAAAACAAGCUGAACAAAAAGGAAAACAAUUAACAGUUAAAAUUCGUGUUCGAUCUUCAGAUGCACCAAUUGAACCAGAAAAAUUUAUGGGUUGUGGAAAAACAGAUGAUUCAAGUCGAUUAAUUAAUCUUCAUUCAUAUAUUGAUGAUCCAACUAUUAUUGAAUUAGAAACUAUUAAAUUAUUAAAACAAUUUCAUUUUAUUGUUGCAGAUUUACGUGGAAUUGGCUUAUCAAUAACACAAUUACAGUCAACAACUAAAAAUAUUCAUGGAAAAGAUACAAAUGGUACUCGAACAUUAUUUGAAUGUAAUCAAUUUCGAGUAUCAAAACCAGUUAUAUCAACCGAUAAUAAUCAAAAUAUUGAUCAACCUAGUGAAAGUUCUGUCACAAGAAAACGUCCUAUACAACAAGAACAAACAACAGCUAUUGCAAGAAAAUUAACACGACAUGAUUGUUAUACACCAGGACAAAUUGAUCCUGAAGUAAUGAAUGAACUUCCAACUCAAAUUCGACAAGAACUUGAAGAAUAUUUGAAAAAUCCUCCAUCUCUUCCUGAAUCAAAUUUAGAUUUAGAUCGAAAUGAAAUAGUUGAAAAAUCUUUUACACAAGUUAUCGAUCAUAUCGAUGAAUCUGUUCUUAAUGAACUUCCACCUGAAAUGCGUCAUGAAAUAGCAAUGGCAAAAAAAUUACGAACAAUUGAAUCAAAAUAUCCACCUAUAGGUGGUAAACGACUUGUACCUAUAACUAAUCCAUCAAAUCCAACAAUAAAAGACAAGAGCAAUGCAUUUAAUGUCUUAAUGAAUUCUCCUCAAAAACAAACUAUAACAAAAAAAACUUUAAAUUCAAUUAAAAAAUGGCGUACAGAAACUAUUCUUCAUGAAGAAAGAAAUGAUCCUAUAGUUCGUAAUGAACAAUAUGUUAAUCAAUCUGAAAAACUAAAACAACAACCAAAUAUAGCUGGUUGUACAUCAUUAAAUGAUGUUAAAUUAAUGUUACGUGAAUGGAUUGAAACAAGUGAUGAACCAAAUCAAAUAGAUCUUGAUCUAUUUCAAAAUUAUUUAAUUGAUUUAUUAAAUUUUUAUAAUGCUGAAAUGGUUCAUCAAUUAUUAAUUUAUAGUUUAUUACAGAUAAAAACUUUAACAAAAAUUAAUUGGAAUGAAAAAUUUCAAAUAUUAAUUAAUACUGUACAAAAACAUUUUGGUCAAAUGUAUGGUGGUGCAACAAUGGAUCUUUCAUAA
Rotaria sordida is the source of this 2937-nucleotide messenger RNA. The record is from the annotation of a GenBank genome assembly. NCBI's taxonomy places the organism in Eukaryota, Metazoa, Rotifera, Eurotatoria, Philodinida, Philodinidae.